AGGGAGCGGCGGUGGGACCAACACGAGCCGACAGAAAACAUGGCGUUUGGAGAUGCCUGGAAACAAUUAUCUUGGUUUUAUUACCAGUAUUUGCUCGUAACAGCUCUGUAUAUGCUGGAGCCUUGGGAGAGGACUAUCUUCAAUUCUCUGCUUAUCUCAGUGGCAGCGAUGGCGGUCUACACCGGUUAUGUGUUCAUGCCGCAGCACAUUAUGGCUAUAUUACACUAUUUUGAAGUGGUCCAGUGACGACAGCCAGCAGGAUCAUCGUCAUCAUCAUCCUGCGCGCCACCGCCGUCUGUUGGCGGGAAAAUGAACUGCUCCAAAACUCCUCUCCACGUGAAAGAAAAUGAACACUUCAAACAUGGACACUUGUGUUUGCUGAAGGAGAACAACAGUAAACAGCACAGUCUGCCGCUGUAAUAGCACACACUGCCCUGUCUGCAAAUGUAUCCUUUUAUAAAUAAGAUAUAUAUAGGAUGACGACUUUGUUUUUAAAUAAUGCUUCAGUUUUGUUUCAUGACAGUGCUUUGUUCAGAUGAUUCUUAUUUUUUGAUGUGUAUAUUUAAUUGUAUACAUGUUUGUAAGAUUUUUAUAGAGGUUUAUUGACCUGAAAUGACGUGGUUUGAGUUAUCUCUGGUAUAGUUUUGGAUCUACUUUUGAUCAGAUUUGACAUUGUGAGUCAUGGACGGAUGUGUGACGCCAUUGUUGAUCAUUCAGAACCGGUUGCUCGGGUCAUAAACACACUUCAGUAAACUCCUUCUGUAAUCUACCUUGAUCUUCGAGCUCUGGAACAAUUAUUCAGCAGAUUCACUGUAAAAUCCUGAAGAGAAAAUAAGUCUUUUACUUUAUGGAGAAGAUUGUAAAUGGUAUGUAAACAUUAAUCUUGCCUCUAGUUAUGAAAAACAAGUUGUAUGUCUCAAUUAAAAUGUUGAAUCUAAAUUAUUUUAGUCUGUUCUUGACUUCUCAACUGAUUAACAUAGUUUUGUAAUAAAGAUUUUCUUUUACA
Molecule: messenger RNA, 1006 nt
Organism: Danio rerio (zebrafish)
Lineage: Eukaryota; Metazoa; Chordata; Actinopteri; Cypriniformes; Danionidae
Gene: sptssa
Product: serine palmitoyltransferase, small subunit A
Biological process (GO): sphingolipid metabolic process
Cellular component (GO): endoplasmic reticulum membrane
Source: RefSeq, marked provisional